ACAGACUUCAGGACUAUCGCAAACUUUAGCAUUGGAAUCAUCUGGAAAUCUCUAUGGAACUUUCGUCCACUGUGGUUGAUCCAACUUCAUCAGUGAAGUUGGAUUGGACUGGACACACAAUUCCAAGUAGGCGGAUCUGCUGGGACACCAGGACCCGCACAUAUGCACGGAAGGUACAACGGGAGUUGUUGAGACAACUGAUCAAUCUACUGCGGCAACUGUGGGUGACAGAUCGUCAGGAGAGCAUAUCAUCUGCAGCCCAGAGAGUCAGCAAGGCUGCCAAAGACACUAUACGACGCAAUAAAACAGAUCUUCAAAGCAUCCUGUCAGCAGACCGCCAGCUGAUCCUUGACAAAAUUUAUGAAAAAGAUCUGAUAACAGAUAGAGACUACAAAAACCUCAAAAACAUUUGCAAAGAAACUGAUGAAGGGCAUGUUAUUCAGCUGGUAGAUAAGAUCAUGGAUAAAGGAGAGAACACCUGCAAAGAGUUCCUCAACCUCCUACAGACGGAUGAAAGGAUUAAAAUUACUUACCCAGGUUUACAGGACAUAGAGUUGAAUUAUACCAGGCCUCUGUCUGUGCCAACCCAAGAAACUUCAACAUCUUCUAAUAGAGGUAGGAGACCACGGAAACCAUCAGUGAAGAAGAAUGACAAAAAAACAGUCAAAAGGAAAAGGACAGCGGAAAAUCCCAAGAGACCAGCUGCCGAGAGGGUAACAGUGGACAAGGACAGUCCUUGGCAGUCCUUGGCAGUCAAGUGGCCGAAGCCAAAGAUGGUCAAGGAGCCAAAGGUGGUGAAGGAGAAGGAGCCGGAGCCAAAGCCAAAGAUGGUGAAGGAGCCGGAGCCAAAGCCAAAGGCGGCUAAGGAUUAUACUUUUUUUUCAAAUGAUUAUAACUCCUACUCUAUAACUCUCCUACUCGACUAUUUUUUUGGUCCCUUGAAUUAUAUGUAUAUGAUACCUAAGCAUAGAAUAAAACCAGUUGUCCUCGAUAUAAGCAAUGACACUGAGAAAAGAGGUAGAUGGAAAUUGAAUGCGUCACUACUAUAUAAUGAGGUUUUUAUAGAAUAUGCAUCCACUGCAAUUGACGAUAGCCCCCUCAUCGAAGCAACCCCCCCUGAUUUUACAUACCUUCAUCAACCCCAGCUGACAGGCAGGGGAGGGGGGGUUAAUGUUAUUUUCAGAAAGGCUUUUAAAUGCUCCCCCAUCUCUCAGAGUAAUUUUAUGUCAUUUGAACAUCUUGGUUUUACAAUUGAUUUUAAACACCCAGUUUUAAUUUUAAUUAUCUACAGACCACCCAGGCCAAACAAUGGUUUUAUCCAAGAGCUUGCCAAGUUACUAUCUGGUUUUAUUUCAAAGCUUGACAAAAUUCUUAUUUUAGGUGAUUGUAACAUACAUGUGUGCUGUCCUUCUCAGAUAAUCAGCAUGUCUGCCACAGACGCUGUGCAAAGCAAGAAAACAGCGAUACAAAGCAUCCUGUCAGCGGACCGCCAGCUGAUCCUUGACAAAGUUCUUGAAAAAAAUCUGAUCACACUGAGAGACUACAAAAACCUCAAAACAUUUGCAAAGAAACUAAUGAAGGGCAUGUUAUUCGGCUGGUAG
Messenger RNA from Sphaeramia orbicularis (orbiculate cardinalfish), 1601 nucleotides. RefSeq lists its product as uncharacterized. The coding region runs from base 54 to 1601 and encodes 515 amino acids. NCBI's taxonomy places the organism in Eukaryota, Metazoa, Chordata, Actinopteri, Kurtiformes, Apogonidae. The record is from RefSeq and is a predicted model, not a curated record. Gene Ontology annotation, biological process: regulation of apoptotic process. The transcript has 8 exons.